UUGUAUUAAUAAUUGUGAUGGUAGGUUAGAAGAAGCUAAAUUGAGGGCAGAAUAUUGUACAGCAAACAAGACAAAGUUAUGCUGUGCAUAUUUGGAAAAGUGUGAAAAUUUUAAAAAAUCGUUUCCUAAAGAUAUAGUUGAAGAAAUUCUUGCUUUACCAGUGCCUGAAGACAAAAUUAAUAUUGAUAGUGAAUCUAUUCCAAUUAAACGACAAAGAUCUUCUACUUCGACAGUAUCAAGCAUUAAUUCUAUAUCUUCCAAUUCAAUG
Messenger RNA from Racocetra persica, 268 nucleotides. The record is from the annotation of a GenBank genome assembly. NCBI's taxonomy places the organism in Eukaryota, Fungi, Glomeromycota, Glomeromycetes, Diversisporales, Gigasporaceae.